UUUUGUGAUAACAACUAACCAUAGUAUAUUUUUUUAACACGGAGCCACGGUCUAGGCCCAAAACAAGAGGCAAAUGAAAAACAGAGAAAGGAAUCUGCUCUCCUAGACUCCUACGUGCACGGUAGUGCAGAAUUCCAGCAGCAGCAACCAUUGAAACGCCGCUAGCCUUCCCUCCUCCAGAACCGGAACUUGUGGUGAGAAUUGGGUCAAGUAAAAGAAGAAAUGGCGUUCAGAGGCAAAGAGAUGAUGAAGAAAGUGUUGAAGAGAGUUGGAGAGAACAAUUUGAACCCAAGAGUGAAGGAAUCGCUGGAGAAAUGUAUACCUAGAAGCAAGGUUGUAAUGGGUCGUGCCAAACGCGGUCUAUUUGCCGGUAGACACAUUCAGUUCGGCAACAGUGUUAGUGAGGAUGGCGGUAACAAGACAAGGAGAACGUGGAAACCUAAUGUCCAAGAAAAGCGGCUCUUCAGUUACAUCCUGGAUCGUCACAUUCGGGUUAAAGUGACAACCCAUGCCCUUCGUUGCAUAGACAAGGCUGGUGGGAUUGAUGAAUACUUGCUGAAAACUCCUUACCAAAAGAUGGACACUGAGAUCGGUGUCUUCUGGAAGGCAAAGAUGGAGAAGCUCUAUGAAGAGCUUGGCGAGAAGGAGGUUGUGUUCUUUGCUCCAGAGGAUGAAGCCAAGUUUGAACAAGGCUUUAAAGAUUUGAAGCUAUCUGAAAAGGAAGCGCGUAAGGAAACCAGAAGAAAAAUGUUUUCCGGGAUAAGCAAGCACAAGCUGAUUGGGGUAGAAAGUAAAGAUGGUCAAUCUAUCGAGGACGGCGAAGAAAUCUCCCAUGGUGCACAGAAACAGUUGGUCCCAGUUUCAUAUGUGUUGGCUGCUGACAAGCUCAAAGUUGGCAGUUAUGUUUCUAAUCAAUGAUGUGUUACCUGAUAAUAGUGGUGGUGUAAUCUGUAUCAGCUCAUGGCUGUUUCACUCAGAGUAUUGAAGGUUUUCACUCACAUUACAUUUUCAUGGUGUAGUUUUUACAGUCAAAAGCGGCUUUCUAAAUAAUGAACAAAGAAGAGUAUUGUCUUCAUGUUGUUUCUCUGUUGUUCAA
Arachis ipaensis is the source of this 1096-nucleotide messenger RNA. RefSeq lists its product as uncharacterized. Gene Ontology annotation, molecular function: structural constituent of ribosome. Gene Ontology annotation, cellular component: mitochondrial large ribosomal subunit. The record is from RefSeq and is a predicted model, not a curated record. Lineage: Eukaryota; Viridiplantae; Streptophyta; Magnoliopsida; Fabales; Fabaceae.